Messenger RNA from Diospyros lotus (date-plum), 4014 nucleotides. RefSeq names its product cyclic nucleotide-gated ion channel 18-like. The record is from RefSeq and is a predicted model, not a curated record. Lineage: Eukaryota; Viridiplantae; Streptophyta; Magnoliopsida; Ericales; Ebenaceae. Gene Ontology annotation, cellular component: membrane. Gene Ontology annotation, biological process: transmembrane transport; monoatomic ion transport. The transcript has 9 exons. Bases 1497 to 3656 code for a protein of 719 amino acids. Gene Ontology annotation, molecular function: monoatomic ion channel activity.
GUAGUGGAGUUAAAUAUGGUCAGAGCUAGUUUCCGACACCAAUACCGAACCAAUCGCCGGCGCCUAGGCGAUGCCGGGCCCAGGUUCGCACCUGAUUUACGCUCUGGGUGGCGGCCAAGCCCUCGCCGCCGUGUCCGGCGGCCGCUUCAGCCCCCACCACUGCCUCGUCUACGCCAUCAACGCCUUCUUCGGACCCGACCUUGGCUCCUUCUCCGAGUGGCUGGCUUCAACCCUCGGAUUCGGCCACGCCUUCGCCUCGCUCCUCGAAAGCUUCGUCCACCACCCCUUUUAUUACUUCUUACUCCUCGGACUUCCCCUCUCUCUUCUCUACAGCUGGGUCUCCAGGCUUCUCCUCCAGAAAGGCUUUCUUGAUUCCGUUUCUGGCGUGCCCCUUACAAGGAGACAAUGCUUGUUUUUGGUCUCAGCAGGUUCUUUAUCCCACUUUUUCUUAGACCACUUGUUUGAGGAAAAUGGCCAUUCUUCUAUGUAUACUUGGAUAUUGAGUACUGGUUGGUGGGAAGGCCGAGCAGCAAUCACCCCAGAUGGCGUUGUUGUCGUUGGCCUCUUAUGCACUGGCCUGAUCUGCGGUUUUAUUUACAUCAACAGGUCAAGUUAAUAGCAAAGCCCUUGAAGUCCGUCAGGAAACAGUCAAGUGAAUCGAUGAGACUUAUUCUGAUCAUAGCAAUCCUGUACUGCUCAUGGUGUGCAAGCCAGAUUUACCUGGCAAAUCCUCGUCGACCUGCAGUUGGCGAAGAGGCUGAUCUUGGGGUUCUCGUGUUUCUAGGCACCUACUUUUUUCUCCCUCACUGGUUAUGUAUCGCGUCAAUGAGCCCGAAAGACUAUGCCGCUGCAUCAGAGCAGCUGCCACGGUAACAGCAUCCCAGUGGCAGUGGAAGUGGCUGCUAGGCUUCAAUGACAUCAUCUGUUGUGUAUGAAUAUGGAUGCCUCUGCCGUGUGUUUGGCUCCUCUGCUUUUCACUCAAAUUUUGAACCUCAAUACAUAUGGUGGGACAAACAAGUGUUAGGAUGGGCAAGAAAAAGAUUGAUUGAGCCAUAUAUGGUAAUUGUUAUUUUUUAAAAAAAUUAGAAAUUUAAAACUCGUCGAGUAAAACAAAAUUUUACUAACAAGUGUUAGGUGAUAUGUACCUCGUACUUGUACAUUCUUUUUAAUAUCUUGUGCUUAUUGUAAAUGGAAACAAAAGGGAAAAUGCAAGUGGUUAUUAAUUUUUUAUUACCUCUAAUAUUUAUUUGUUCGUAUAAAAGAAUAUAAUUUAUGAAGGCUUUGACGUUGAUCAGUUGCCAGUUGGACGCAGUUUCGCGCGCCAUUUUAACCGACUUUAACGGCCGCGUCAAUCCGAAAUGCCUGCAACUUUUCAUGCCUCGCCGUGAACUCAAUUCAAACCACCCCCAACGGCAACCACUUCCUCCCUCCCUCCCUCAUUCCCCGUCUCUCUCUCUCUCUCUCUCUCUGCGCCUCCGCCGCCAUCUCUCUCCGUCAUGGCGGCGUAUAAUCUCAAUUCUGGUUUCCUGCACGACAAGCCCGCCGCCAACAACCUCCGGAAGACGAACAACAAACUCGGCCACCCGCACCACCACGCUUCCGCCUCCACCGCCACCUCCAAAAUCCGGUACCUCCCGCUGAUCUACGACCACCAGAAGCCGUGGUGGGACCAGAUCCUCGACCCCGGGAGCGAGUUCGCCAACAAGUGGAACCACAUCUUCCUGGUGGCCUGCCUCGCCGCCCUCUUCCUCGACCCCUUCUACUUCUUCCUCCCCCACAUUGGCGGCCCCGUCUGCAUGCAGUCCGACGUCGGCCUCGGCGUCCUAGUUACCGUCUUCCGCUGCGUCGUCGACCUCUUCUCCUUCCUCCACAUGUCCAUGAAAUUCCGCACCGCCUAUGUGGCCCCUAGCUCCCGCGUUUUCGGCCGCGGCGAGCUAGUCACGGAUCCCAAGAUGAUCACCAUGCGCUAUUUGAAAUCUGAUUUCUGGAUCGAUCUCGCCGCCACGCUUCCCCUUCCCCAAAUUGUCAUCUGGUUUAUAUCUCCUACAGUAAAAAGUCACACAGCUGCUCAUGCUAACCACACCAUUUCUCUGAUCAUUAUCGUUCAAUAUAUUCCACGAUUGUUUGUUAUUUUUCCUUUAAACCGGAGAAUUAUUAAAACUACAGGGGUGGUAGCUAAAACUGCUUGGGCAGGAGCAGCAUACAAUCUUCUUCUCUAUCUGCUAGCAAGUCAUGUUUUAGGUGCUUCAUGGUAUCUGAUGUCUAUUGAGAGGCAGUAUUCAUGCUGGAGACAGGAAUGUAGAAGGGAGAUGAAUCUCACACACUCUCCAUCAUGUACUCCUCUGUUUCUGGAUUGCAAAAGUCUACAAGACCGUGGACGCCAGUAUUGGUUGAAGGCUACCAGAGUCCUAAUAGAAUGUGAUGUUCGAUAUAGUGGGAAUUUUGAGUUUGGAAUGUUUUCUGAUGCAUUCACAGAGGAUGUUGCUUCUUCAAAUUUUAUUGAGAAAUACUUUUACUGCCUUUGGUGGGGUUUGAAGAACCUAAGUUCAUACGGACAAAAUUUGAAGACAAGUACAUAUGUUGGGGAAACACUGUUUAGUAGUAUUAUUUGUCUUGCUGGCUUAUUUUUGUUUUCACUGCUGAUUGGCAAUGUGCAGAACUACUUGCAAUCUUCAACGGCAAGACUCGAGGAAUGGAGGGUCAAACGAAGGGAUACUGAGGAGUGGAUGAGGCACAGACAACUACCUCCAGAUCUUCAAAAUCGCAUUCGCCGUUUUGUUCAGUAUAAAUGGAUUGCUACCAGAGGAGUAGAUGAAGAAGAAAUACUGCAGGCCUUGCCGUUGGACCUCCGAUGCCAAAUCCAAAGGCAUCUCUGUCUUGCCCUUGUUCGCCGGGUCCCAUUCUUCUCGCAAAUGGAUGAUCAGCUUUUGGAUGCAAUAUGUGAACGCCUCGUCUCAUCCUUGAGCACCAAGGACACGUACCUUGUUCGGGAAGGUGAUCCAGUUAUUGAGAUGCUUUUCAUUAUCAGAGGCGAGCUCGAGAGCUCCACAACUGAUGGUGGCCGGACUGGAUUUUUCAAUUCCAUUACUCUCAAACCUGGGGACUUCUGUGGCGAAGAACUGUUGACGUGGGCCUUAAUGCCCUCCUCGACCCUAAACCUCCCAUCUUCAACUCGAACUGUCAAGUCCCUCACUGAAGUUGAAGCAUUUGCACUUCGAGCAGAGGACCUCAAGUUUGUUGCGAACCAAUUUAAACGCCUCCACAGCAAGAAACUGCAACAUGCCUUCCGAUACUACUCCCACCAAUGGAGAACAUGGGGAGCUUGCUUCAUACAAGCUGCGUGGAGACGGCAUACUAGAAAGAAGCUGGCAGAGGAAUUGUUGAAACAGGAGAGCUUGUAUUAUCUGGAACUUCCUGAAGGAGUCACUGAUCCUGGUGCUGAGGAUUAUGAUUAUGAUCAUGAGGUCAGUGGUGCUGCUGGCAACUCCAUGGUAGACAGCACCGGACAACAUCUUAGCGCCACAUUUUUAGCCUCAAAAUUUGCUGCAAAUACUAGAAGGGGGCUUGCGCAAAAGGUUAAAGCUGCUACCACCGGCUUGGAGAUGCCAAAGAAACUGUUUAAGCCGAAUGAGCCCGAUUUCUCUGCAGAUUCAUAGCAAGAAGAAGACACAUGCAUCCGCAGGUAGGGCAUUCUUCUGCAUCUGCAAAUACACUUCAUCAUCUCUGAUCCCUAAUUCAUGAAGUCCUUUCCUAACUUUGAUUAUUCACACAAGUUUUAGGAGUUUAUGAAUCAAUCUUAACUCUGUUUCUGUUAUGAGAGCUUCUGUACAAAAAAGACUAGUUAGUUACACUCCGCCUGCUGCCGGCUGGGAUUAAGGCUUGUGAUUAAUUGUCCAUUGUAUCAUCAAACUCUUGAUAAUUAUGAAAAAUCAUGAAUCGUGAAUCAUGAAACGAACCCAAGUUGGGAAAAAUUUUAAGGAUAUUUGUACAUCUGAAAGUGAUACCAUAAGCAUU